This is a messenger RNA of Moneuplotes crassus, 889 nucleotides long. The record is from the annotation of a GenBank genome assembly. NCBI's taxonomy places the organism in Eukaryota, Ciliophora, Spirotrichea, Euplotida, Euplotidae.
AAAUUAAUGGUAUAUUGGACAUCACUGACCGGCUCAGAUGUUCAUAAGAACUCUGUGGAUCAAAUUGAGUCUUAUAGAACAAAGCAUGGGUUCAAAGAACUUGACAUUCAUAAUAGCCCUAAAAGAAGAAAUAGAGAUUUUAAGCCGAUGCUCUAUGGAGAUUUUAUUGGAAUGCUCAAUUUCAAACUCUCUGAGCCAUGGGCCCUAACAAGACACCUUCCUGAUCUAGUAAAUGAGAGUCACCAAAAGCCUAUCCAAUGGAUCAAAUACACCAUCAAGGGUGCCGUCAUUGGAGCUAUCUACGGACUCUACCAACAUUCAAAUCACCUCAUCGAAAACAGAUUUGUUGACCAGAAGCUCUAUCUUUCUGAAAAGAGGUCUCCUUUCCACAUCAGAGGUUUGCUGAAAUAUGCAAAAAUAUUCGCAAGACCAAUGGGCUACACUGCUGGACUCUUCUUGGGAUACAAGUUGUUGUAUGACUUCUUCGAGCAUCACACCGGUGGUCAGGAUAUCCCAGAUAUGUUCCAUCAUUUCAAAGCCUGGGUUAUCCUCAGUCCCUUUGUCCUCGGUUAUUUCUUGCCUUUCAGACACCUUCCCUGGGGAAUCAUACUCUCUGCAACAAUGGUGUUCCCUACAUAUUGGUACAUUCGAACUAUUUCCAAUGGUGAAUUCUCCAGAACGCAUCAAAUUUGCCCAGAACCUUUGAACUUCUACCAAGCAGGAGUCUCCAAGGCUGAGAAGGAUAAGUUUGAGCACCAGGAUAGAAUUGAAGCCAUCGGAUGGGCCAGAGCCACAGAGUAUAUGUAUGGAAAGAACAACGAAGGUCCCUCCUUCAUCUCUCAAAAACUCGGAAGAUAAGCUAGAUCAACCCUUUGUUAAGAACCAAUUU